AUGCACCUGUGGGGCCAACCACCAAACUUCAGCUCACGCCGGGACGUGCGCUGGGGUGUGGCGCUAGUGACCAGCCGUGAGAUGGCGGCACCAGAGACAUUACGGGUGGCCGCCAACGUGUUGCGCCUCAAAGGCCGCACGCUGCUGGUGCCAGCGCUGGCCACCACAGUGCUGCUCGUGAUGCUGGUGGUGGGCCGGACGUUCGCACGCGAGACGGUGACUCGGGCGCCCGGUAACCGGCUGGUCGACCGGGACCUGUUCGCGUCGAACGCGGCGGCGCGUCCGCUGCUGGGCCUGAAACUGGAGCGGGUCCACCAUCGGGCCAGGGUGCCGAGCGUCUACCCCGGCUGGGUGGUGCGCGUGUACCACGACAUCGACCUCAGCCAGCCGGGCCAGAGCCAGCUCGUCUGCCGCGUGGCAUGUCGCUACGACAACGUGGACUUCUGCGACGUGCGCAACCUGCCCGGCCUCGGGGAUCUCAGUAAAAAGUUCGGUAUGAUCUGGCGGUUCAUGCCGCUGGCCGACGACACCGUGGAGCGCUUCAUCGUCCGCGACCUCGACUCGCUCAUCGGAUCGCGUGAGCGGGCGGCGGUGGACGAGUGGAUCGCCUCCAACAAGACGUUCCACGCCAUGCGGGACGCGCCUGCGCACGGCACCGAGAUCCUAGGCGGCAUGUGGGGCGGCUGGAACAGGCACAACGACAUCUACCGGCGCGUCCGCCAGCGCAUCAUCAACUCCACCCAGUGGAAGUUCAAGGGUCUGGACCAGCGCGUGCUGACGGUGGUCCUCUGGCCUCAUAUCGUCAAGCAUCGCGACCUCAUCGCGCACGACAGCUACCUCUGCUGGUACUACCCCAUGUCCAAGCCGUUCCCCACGCAGCGCAAGAGCCCGCACGACUUCGUCGGUUCUCCCAGCCUGAUAGACAAGGGGUUUCGCCUGAAGACGCACUGCUCCUAUUUCUGCCGACCACGGGACCACAAGGACUGGGUUUGGUGCUGACGACGGGCUCGAGCCGUGCUGUUCUGGUGCUAAUCUGGUGCUGAUUUGUGCCGAUCUAGUGCUGAUCUGACGCUGAUCUGGUGCUUAUUUGGUGCCGGUUGGUGCUGAUCUGAUCAGUGCUGGUCUCAUGCUCAUCUGAUGCUAAUGUGGUGCUUCGCUGAUCUGGCUUCGCUCCAGUGCUAAUCUGAUACCGAUAUGGCGCAAUAGGGUGCUUCUUGAUUUACCAUGAGACCAGACCAUGCAGCAUGUAGCAUCGCGGGGAUAUCUCCGAGUUGGGUGGACAUCACCAAAUGAAAUGAAGCUCUGCAACAAUGA
Messenger RNA from Pollicipes pollicipes, 1314 nucleotides. RefSeq lists its product as uncharacterized. The transcript is spliced from 7 exons. The record is from RefSeq and is a predicted model, not a curated record. The coding region runs from base 1 to 999 and encodes 332 amino acids. NCBI's taxonomy places the organism in Eukaryota, Metazoa, Arthropoda, Thecostraca, Pollicipedomorpha, Pollicipedidae.